GUCCACGUAUACAGUGUUGGUCGCAAGACCUGAAGGGAGACCUACACGGACCUGGGAGGAUAAUAUUAAAAUUCGUCUUCGAGAAACUGGAUGUGAUGGCGUGGGCUGGAUUCAUCUGGCUCAGGAUAGGUUCCAGUGUCGGGCUCUAGUGAACACGGCAAUGAACCUUCGCUUUCCACAAAAAAGGCGGGGAAUUGAGGAAGCCAUCUGUCGAGGGGCAAGGAGUGAGCGCCGGUAAUCAGCGGAUCGGUACUGUUCGGGUACCCUGCUCUGUUCCUCGCCUUCUGCUUCGCAGUUUGCAGUGCGCCGAGAACAUCGGCCGGCAACGGGCGGACAGUAACUGAGAGGAGCCCCGAUGGACUACAAGUGCUGCUAAGCAGACAAACUGAGACACGAUGACGGGUUCACUGGCUUACAACGCCGGAUAUCUGACAUGAUUGCGAGAGAGCAGCUAUUAUACUUGGUCACACUGCUUGCAUGCUUAUUAUGUUCCACCUGCAAAAAGAAUUACACCAUCAAGCCACGGGUGGUCCUGCCAGAAAAUUAUGUCAAAGAGAUUCGUCCUCCUUCACCGAAGGGACAACCAGUCACAGUGGACUUCAGCAUUUACAUAGUCGACAUCAACUCUAUAAAUGUAGAGGACAUGGAUUUCCGUGUGGAUAUGUUUGUAAGGCAGCGGUGGACUGAAUCCCGUCUUCACAUGCCUGAUGACAUCUUUGAAGACGGCGAUGAUUAUGUAACAUUGCCGCCAGAAUUUUUUGAUAAUCUGUGGCAACCAGAUCCAUACAUUCUGAACUCAAAAGUCUCAGAGAUCGCUAAGCUGACACACAAGUUCUCGAGUGUGACGCUGUACCGCAACAAGACCGUGCGCUAUGCAGCCCGCAUGCACGCCAUUCUAGCCUGCCAGAUGGAGUUCCAGCUGUACCCCAUGGACGUCCAAAGCUGCCCCAUGUUCAUUGAGAGCUUCUCAUACAACAACCAGAAACUGAGGUUGCGAUGGGCAGCGGAUGGCGUGAAGCUUAACCCAGAACUCAAACUCCUUCAAUACAAUGUUGGCCAGCCACUGGAACUCAGGGAAACAACAGGGUAUAUGGUGGAGAGGGAAGCAAACUUCUCGCGCUUGGUCAUGUACUUCCGAUUUGAACGUCAGAUUGGGCACCACCUGAUCCAGACCUUUGCUCCCAGUACACUUGUGGUAAUGCUGUCUUGGUUCAGUUUCUGGAUUGGUCUCGAUGCAAUUCCAGGUCGUGUCACUCUGCUCGUCACGUCUAUGCUAACGCUUGUAACCAUGUUCACAGGCCUCAAGUCGGACAUCCCGCCUGUAGCAUACGUGAAGGCCCUGGAUCUGUGGAUGGCUGGAUGCAUGGUGUUUGUGUUUGCUGCUCUUGGGGAAUUUGCAGUAGUUAAGGUUCUGGAUGUCCGCUAUCAGUCGCAGAAGAAUGAACGAGUAACCUCUGUUCCUAGGAUUCUACCAAUGCGAAUUCAAGCCGUAGACAAGAAGACCCGAUGUGUUACGGCGUGGGACGUCGAGGCGCCGGGAAUCCGCUGCAGGAAGCAUAGUCUUGGCCUCAGGAAUCGACGGUUCCUCCAGCUCUCAUGGCUUGACCACAGAACUGGCGAAGAAAAGAUACUUUGGAAAGAAAUUGAUCGCCAGUCUCGCAUCUACUUUCCAACAUUUUUUCUUUUGUUUGUUGUAUUUUAUUGGCCUAUUUUGCUAUUAAAAAAAAUAGGUUGACGGCGGUGAAAAUUAAGUGAAUACACAACUAAAAAGUACUUGAUAUAUUUUGAAAUGUAAUAAAUUUUUUCAAAGAUUAGAUGGACGCUUUCCAGACAGUCUGGAGGUGUACCAUCAUUGCAGCACGACUGGUUCGUUUAUUGUAAGAGAGGAAACACGAACGCAGAUGUCAUUUUUAAAUAUGGGGCUAUAAUAGUCUGUACUAUUUCAUAAAACUGUGCGCAGUUCUAUAUAAAUAAGUUUUAGGAUUGGUAUUACAUUAUUAGAAGCUUUGCUAGUUUUAUAUUAUGUGUAUUCUUCGUCGAGCGCUUUAAUGUUUUCGUUCCACUACGUAAUGUGUGUGGGUCGCAACAUUCAUAAUUAAGCGCACUUAAAAUGUAUUACGGAAUAUAUAAACUGAAUCAAACUUGAAUGUAUGCAUAAGAAAGAAAUACUUUCCAACUAAGAUAUUAUUUAAAAGAAGAAUGUGAAUUGUAGUAAAAGUGAUGAAUGUAAUAUUUUGUAUCGUGAAAUGAGAAAUUCUUUCAGCUGUGCUUAACCGUGUGAGAUCCAUUUGUUUUAACAAAACAUACUUCAGUUUAUUUUAUAUGAAUUUUUGAACUUUUGGGUUCAAUCUGGCAGUGGCCUGGAGCGUAGUUUUCAAGUCGUCACACUCAGUCUGACGGGGAACGAGAGAGAUAGAGAGAGAACGCACAUGAAACAUGAAAUGGAGAGCAAAUUUAACCAUUUGUCAAUCUCUGCUAAAUAUUAAUCAAGAAACUGACAUGUAAGGAGAAUGCACAAACUUAACCAUUUUGAAAUGAAAAUAAUGACAUAGUCACAGCGACGCAGCGAUCAUAAUAUAAUUAUGUUGUCUCUGCAUUUAUGUAUUCAAUUUACAUGAUUCCUGUACUUUAAGCAGUGAAACUUCAAAUAUACAUCUUACAAAAAUUUGCGUGGCCCGUAAUUUAUAGACAUUGCUAAGGUUAGGGCCACAGUAUAUAUUCUAUAUUCUGUCCUAUCAUAAAAUGUUUCAAAUAAAAGUAUCAGAUAUUAAUGAA
This is a messenger RNA of Zootermopsis nevadensis, 2775 nucleotides long. It is a transcript of the gene alka, whose product is annotated as glycine receptor subunit alpha alkaliphile. NCBI's taxonomy places the organism in Eukaryota, Metazoa, Arthropoda, Insecta, Blattodea, Termopsidae. The record is from RefSeq and is a predicted model, not a curated record. Gene Ontology annotation, molecular function: extracellular ligand-gated monoatomic ion channel activity; transmembrane signaling receptor activity. Gene Ontology annotation, biological process: monoatomic ion transmembrane transport. Gene Ontology annotation, cellular component: membrane.